AUGUCGGAUAUAUCAAGCAAGUCGUUGAGGCAAACUGAAGAAUUUGCAUUGGGCGCUUACAAAGCGCUUGGACCGCUGCCAAAUUACAUUGGCGAUGAGAUAAUAGUUAUGAGGCAUGCUGAAACAAUUGCCGAGGUUUUUCCGGAUUGGGUGGCCCAGUCGAUGUUAGGAGAGAAUUGCUACGAUCCUUUCGAUGUGAACGUUCCAAUCGAGUUGGCACGCCGUCCACAAAUGCAAAAAUCGAACGACGCCGAUCCGCCGCUAUCGGAAAUCGCGCGAGUGUGCAGCAAAAUGAUGGCUCGCGAGUUGUGCGAUCGCAAAAUCUGCCCCAGUGUGAUAUUCUGCUCGCCGGACAUCGCCUCCAUCGAGACGGCGUGUCUCAUCAAAAAAUUCAUCGGCGAAAAAUGCGGCCCGAUUCGCAUCGAGCCCGAAUUGUCGACAAUGCACGCCGUCUCGCAUUUGUUCUUCAGCAAAGAAUCGCUAGCGAAACUCGGCUACGACAUCGACAAAGACGCCGAGCCGCUGAAGACGAUCAGCACGAAGGUGACGCUGCCGGAUUUGCGUGCGCGCAUUAAACGCGCCUUCUAUGAGCUCACUAAUGUCGCAAUUAAUCCGCUUUUCAUCGUUGACUCACUCGCCGCCAAAAUAAUCGCCAGCCAUUUCUAUCUAAUCCAAUUCGAUGAGAAGCUUGACGUCGAGGUCGAGCGUGCGGCAAGCUUCAAAACCAUGCCGCCACUUGCCAAUAUCACGCUUUAUCGAAUGGGCACCGAAGGAAUUAAAAUGUACGACAUUUCGUCGUUAUCGCUUCGACCCUUGACCUACACCGGCUUUUCCAAUAAUAUUGAUGUUGAUUGA
Messenger RNA from Caenorhabditis bovis, 855 nucleotides. The record is from the annotation of a GenBank genome assembly. NCBI's taxonomy places the organism in Eukaryota, Metazoa, Nematoda, Chromadorea, Rhabditida, Rhabditidae.